AUGGCUGUGGAGCCUUGGAGUGUAAAGGCUUUCAGGGCCAUUGAGGCUUCAAUAGCGCCCCAGACACGGUUAGCCUACGACAAAAGGGAUGAUAUGGAAAAUGGCAUCACAAGCCCCAAAAAUGAUCUCACAGUUAGAAACAGGAACUUAGAAAAAGACAAUUCCCUACAUCCUAAGCAGAAUGAUGCAAACUUCAGUAUAGAGAGCAAUCAAUAUGUGAACAAAGAUGAAUCAGAAGAAAAUGAGAAAACUGGUUGCAAAGGGUUUCUGGGAAAGCAUUACAACAUAGCCUUUCACUUUUUCAGGAAUAAUAAAACCACAAUUCAAUAUGUGAUUUAUGGAAUACUGAUAGCAGCUUACCUGGCAAUGGUAACUGCGGCCUGUAUCUUGAAUUUUCACAGAGCCUUGGCCCUUUUUGUGCUCACUGUCCUUGGCAUCUUUUUUAUCUUCUGGGACUUACUGAUGGCCAGAUAUGAGGACAAAAUCUCAGAAUCUCUCAGUCCUUGCCGAAGGUUUCUGAAAGUACAGUGGUUUUGGCUGAAAUGGGUGGUGUGGAUAGCUCUAGCAGCUGCCCUUGUAUGCUGGCUUGUCUUUGACACCGCCAAGCAAGGAACCAACCAGCUUAUUUCCUUUGGUGGGCUUGCAAUGUUCGUGUUCCUGAUGCUGAUAUUUUCCAAAUACCCAACUAAAGUUGUGUGGAGACCCGUAAUUUGGGGGAUUGCAAUGCAAUUUGUUCUUGGUCUAAUUACCUUGAGGACAAAAGCUGGAUUUGAUGCGUUCAAUUGGCUUGGUGUGCAAGUACAGACUUUCUUGGGGUACACUGAUGCUGGAGCUGAGUUUGUCUUUGGUAAAAAAUAUACCGAUCACUUCUUUGCCUUCAAGGUGCUCCCUAUCGUCAUUUUCUUCAGCACAGUGAUGUCUAUGCUUUACCACAUUGGAUUUAUGCAAUGGCUUAUUAAAAAGGUUGGAUGGGUAAUGCAAAUAACUUUAGGAACAAGUCCAGUUGAAUCUCUAGUUGCAGCCGGCAACAUAUUUGUGGGACAGACAGAAUCUCCUCUCUUGGUGAAACCUUAUUUGGUAUAUGUCACAAAGUCUGAACUGCAUGCCAUUAUGACAGCAGGGUUUGCCACCAUUGCUGGAAGUGUCUUAGGAGCAUAUAUUUCUUUUGGGGUUUCAGCUUCCCACUUAUUAACUGCUUCUGUGAUGUCAGCACCAGCAGCUUUGGCCAUCUCUAAACUCUUUUGGCCCGAGACUGAAAUUCCCCAGAUAACUGCACAACAGGGUACAAAAAUUGAGAAAGGAGACUCAAAGAACCUGUUGGAAGCUGCAAGCCAAGGUGCUUCUGCCUCCAUCUCACUGGUGGCAAACAUCGCUGCGAAUCUGAUUGCCUUCCUUGCCUUGCUGUCUUUCUUCAAUGCAGUCCUGUCAUGGCUAGGAAACAUGUUUGACUACCCACAGUUGAGCUUUGAGAUCAUUUGUGCCUAUGUUUUCAUGCCAUUUUCCUUCAUGAUGGGAGUAGACUGGGAAGACAGCUUUAUUGUUGGUAAACUCCUAGGCUACAAGACUUUCUUCAACGAAUUUGUCGCUUAUGAACACCUUUCUAAACUGAUCCACCUGAGGAAGGAAGGAGGACAAUUAUACAUCGAUGGUGUGAAACAAUACUUGAGUAUUCGGUCUGAAACUAUUGCUACCUAUGCCCUCUGUGGAUUUGCAAACUUUGGCUCUUUGGGAUUGGUAAUUGGAGGACUGACAUCCAUGGCUCCCACCAGGAAGAGAGACAUUGCAGGAGGUGCCUUAAGGGCCAUGAUUGCUGGCACUGUGGCCUGCUUCAUGACCGCUUGCAUUGCAGGAAUAUUAUCUAUCACGGAAGAUCCAUGCAAUGCUGUAUUAGAAAACAACUUCAACACUACUAGUAAUAGCUCAGAAAUUGUUCAGUGCUGCUUAAACCUCUUGAACAGUGCCACUGCAAACAAUUCAACAGGAAACUACAAUGUGACCACCUUGUCUGGAUGUUGUACACUUCUGAACUGGCCUACAUUUAACUGCAGUUGGACUGCUUAAGAUGAAGCACUUUUAUAUAAGAAAUAAGUGUAGGAGUUUGCCUCAUUUCUGGACUAAUGAGAAGAUCGGAUGGCAGUGGAGUCAUCUUGUUGUUACAAACAGGACAAACCUAGUUUUCAAUUUAAAUUAGCUUGGCAGCUAUGUAAAUCUUUCAGCCACACUGAAGUUAUUGGGUAAGUAUCUGUGUUCCAUUUAACAUAGGAACAUAGGAAGCUGCCAUAUACUCAGUCAGACCAUUGGUCUAUCUAGCUCAGUAUUGUCUACCCAGACUGGCAGUGGCUUCUCCAAGGUUGCAGGCAGGAAUCUCUCUCAGCCCUAUCUUGGAGAUGCUGCCAGGGAGGGAACUUGGAACCUAGCUCUUAGGUCCUAAUAGCAAGAACUAAUUGUAAUG
Molecule: messenger RNA, 2452 nt
Organism: Hemicordylus capensis (graceful crag lizard)
Lineage: Eukaryota; Metazoa; Chordata; Lepidosauria; Squamata; Cordylidae
Gene: SLC28A3
Product: solute carrier family 28 member 3
Exons: 18
Coding region: 1-2061 (686 amino acids)
Biological process (GO): purine nucleoside transmembrane transport; pyrimidine nucleoside transport
Cellular component (GO): membrane
Molecular function (GO): purine-specific nucleoside:sodium symporter activity; pyrimidine- and adenosine-specific:sodium symporter activity
Source: RefSeq, a predicted model, not a curated record